Molecule: messenger RNA, 1477 nt
Organism: Neltuma alba
Lineage: Eukaryota; Viridiplantae; Streptophyta; Magnoliopsida; Fabales; Fabaceae
Product: probable S-adenosylmethionine carrier 2, chloroplastic
Exons: 12
Coding region: 136-1065 (309 amino acids)
Biological process (GO): transmembrane transport
Source: RefSeq, a predicted model, not a curated record
CAGUUACUGAAUAUGUUAGGGUUGGAAUUGCGUUUUCAUACGAUUGUUGCCCAAGCCUUCGUCAUGGUAGAUUUUUCAAUUUUUGGGUCUUCUCUUUUAUGAGUAUAACCUGAAGGAGCUGUAUAGUGAUGCAUUAUGUCUGAUAUGUCGGCAUCACAAAAGAAAGCAAAUAAGUUGUUUAUGUCGCUCAAGGAAGGAGAGAAAAAGCCAUUUGACCUUUUACGCAGUGUAUAUGACGGGUGCAUUGCUGGAGGUGCUGCUGGUGUUGUUGUAGAAACAACUUUGUAUCCAAUUGACACUAUAAAAACUCGACUCCAGGCUGCCCGUGGUGGAGGGAAAAUCAUUUUAAAGGGUCUAUAUUCUGGAUUGGCUGGAAAUCUUGCUGGUGUCUUACCAGCGUCUGCGAUUUUUGUUGGUGUAUAUGAACCCACAAAACUGAAACUGCUAGAUUCCCUGCCUGGAAAUCUCAGUGCUGUUGCUCAUUUUGUUGCAGGUGCCAUUGGUGGUGUGGCUUCUUCUCUUGUUCGUGUUCCAACUGAGGUUGUUAAGCAAAGAAUGCAAACUGGACAGUUCAGUUCAGCUCCUGCUGCUGUCCGUCUCAUUGUUGCCAAGGAGGGUUUCAAAGGUCUCUAUGCGGGAUAUGGAUCCUUCCUGUUGCGAGAUUUGCCAUUUGAUGCCAUACAAUUUUGCAUAUAUGAGCAGCUUCGGAUAGGUUAUAAGUUAGCGGCCAAAAGAGAUCUAAAUGAUCCAGAGAAUGCUAUGCUUGGUGCUUUUGCUGGUGCUGUAACAGGAGCAGUUACAACUCCUCUGGAUGUUGUAAAAACCAGAUUGAUGGUUCAGGGAUCACAAAACCAGUACAAAGGUAUUAGUGAUUGUGUGAGAACAAUAAUCAAAGACGAAGGAACUCAAACUCUCUUCAAGGGUGUGGGGCCAAGAGUUUUGUGGAUAGGCAUUGGAGGUUCAAUUUUCUUUGGUGUUCUUGAGAAGACAAAGCAAAUUCUUGCCCAGAGGCACCAGCAAAAUGAGGCCGAGAGGCCAGUUUCUCCUAGCUCCAGAAUGAGCUGAUUCUCUAACUCCACUAGUUUUGUAUCAUCCACGCCCUUAUAUUUAGAAAAUUCAUCAAUUUCUUUAACCUUAAUUCGUAUGAUACCAUUCCUAAAGAGGGUGGAGAAAUGCAAGUUCGGCUGUAAUAACCUUGUGCACGUUACGUUUUUAGCCCAAAAGGCUCGAGAGAAGAUUUGUUGAGUAAUAACGUAAAAAAAGGGCCCCGAAGUUAGAUUUGAAUUGUUUAAAAUAAGUGAUGCUCCUUUUUGUUAGAGUAACAUCAAAAGAGCCCAAGCCCAUCACUGAUGCAGGCUAUUAGUCCGGCCCAUUUCCAUAGGGCUACGUGUCCCUAUUCUCUCAUGUAUUGCCUUUAUAUAUCAAGUACUGUACAACCCUGCAAAUCAUUAAAAUUAAAUGAAAUAUUCAGAUUCUU